This is a messenger RNA of Juglans regia (Persian walnut), 1994 nucleotides long. Its product is annotated as transcription factor TCP4-like. The record is from RefSeq and is a predicted model, not a curated record. The transcript has 3 exons. Gene Ontology annotation, biological process: regulation of secondary shoot formation. Bases 628 to 1623 code for a protein of 331 amino acids. Lineage: Eukaryota; Viridiplantae; Streptophyta; Magnoliopsida; Fagales; Juglandaceae. Gene Ontology annotation, molecular function: DNA-binding transcription factor activity; sequence-specific DNA binding. Gene Ontology annotation, cellular component: nucleus.
GAUGGCUAGAUGAGUAAUGGUUAGUGACUUAGUAGCUAGGAUUUUAUUUUUGUGAUUUUAGGGGUUUGAGAUGACCUGAUAUCUCCACCUCAACUUGUCCAAAGCCUGGUUUCAGAAGCAUCAGCAGCUCUCGUGGGCCAAAGUAUUUACAGUGUGGUUUUGUAUUUAUUGGGAUGUGGAAUCCAUCCAUAGAUUGCAAUGGCAGGGCUUUCUUUGGGAUCUGCAGCAUGUCUAGCGCCAGUAUAAGGUUUCUGGGGUUGUGGCAGUUGUAGAUAAAGAGCGACAAACAGCAGAAAGAGCAAGCAGAAGCAACUCAAAGAGUCGUACAGAAAUCAAAAAGUUAUUGGAAGAGCCAAAUCAGAGAGAGAGAGAGAGAGAGAGAGACCAGGAAUCUGGAUUUCCAGAGGAAUCAUGAGCAAACAGUGAGGCCUAUCCACCAAGUUACAGCCCCAAAACAACAAGAACCACAAGAACAAGACCUUGGCACGAGCACCCACUGCCAACAUCCAACUCCUCCAAACUGUCAACCCCUUGGUCAAGCCGUAAAUUCCCAUCAAACAGAAGCACCCAACAAACAAAAUUUGGAACCAAACCAGAGACAAUGAAAAGCACAGACAAACUACGGGCAUGAAGAGCACCGGAGGAGAGAUAGUCCAAGUCCAAGGUGGCCACAUUGUCCGAUCCACAGGACGAAAAGACAGGCACAGCAAGGUCUACACGUCGAAAGGUCCCCGGGACCGUCGGGUCCGGCUCUCAGCGCACACUGCCAUUCAAUUCUAUGAUGUUCAAGACCGAUUAGGCUACGACCGGCCCAGCAAAGCGGUGGACUGGCUCAUCAAGAAGGCGAAGUCCGCCAUUGACAAGCUAGCUGAGCUACCACCAUGGCAUCCACCUGGUACUUCUAAUUCUACAGCUGUACAACAACCAGACCCAAAUGCAGGCUCAGCAGAAUUGACAAUAGCCGAGCAAUCAGAGUCUUCUGGCUACGACUUUCUGCUCCACAGGCAAUUAGAGGGGAACCCAGACGACAAUUCAGCCUUCAUCCCACCAUCUCUAGACUCUGAAGCCAUCAAAGAUACCUUGAAAUCUUUAUUCCCCACAAGCUCUGCAACUUCCUCUCUUAAUUUCCAGAGCUACCCAUCUGAUAUAAUUUCAAGAGCCUCCAACCCCUCCGAAGAAUAUCUUGGUCUAUCCCUCCACUCUUUCCAGGAUCAUUCAACUCCAAACGACCAUAACCUCUUCUCGGGCUCGGCUUCGAUGGGGUUUGACAUCAAUUACCAAAGAAUGGUGGCGUGGAACAGCGACACAAGCGGGGAACACAGAGGUGAUUUUGUCUUCAACUCUCAAACGUUGCCACAACAAGCAUUACUGGGCCAAGGCUCAGCAUUUUCACAGAGGGGACCCCUUCAGUCCAGUUUUGCACCCCCGUUCCGCGCUUGGGAUGAUCUUCCCAUUGCCACAUCAGACCACCACAAAACACUGCCAAUUCACCAGUCUUUGGUCUGUGGAAGCCGGUUUGCCACCGAUACAUUAUCGGGGUUUUGCAUUCCCGCCACGAUUCGAGGUGAGGAAGAGCGGAGUGCCAAUAAGCCGUCCUCUGCGUCUUCCAACUCCCGCCAUUGAUUGAACAAGAUCUGAACUGUCUUCCUCACCAUUAGUUUAAGGAUUUUGAAGAUCAUACUGUUGGAUAAUCACACGGAAAGAAGAGCUUCUAGUCCAAUGAUCAAUGGUCUAACGUGGGAAGAAAUUAUCGGCCGGUUGGAUUCAACACUUGGCUUUUCUUACGAAUAAUUUGACUUCAAGUGUGAUUUUAUAUUGGAUGCUGCAUUGUUUAUAAAGUUGGCUGUUUAGCUGAACUUUGUUUAAUACAUGCUUAAGUUGUUCAAGUAAUAUGACUAUAUAUUGAAGCUGGAUUCUGGUGACUGGUCGUAUGGUCCAUGUUGUCUUUGAUUGUGCUGAAAACACAAGUAGAAUAAUACUAUUAAUCUGCUCCA